AUGAAGAGAGAAAACUACACAUUGGUGAGUGAGUUUGUUUUCCAGGGUUUCUCCAGCUUCCAUGAACACAAGCUCAGCCUCUUUGUGGUAUUUUUUGCCUUGUACCUUUUAACUCUGGCUGGCAAUGUCAUCAUUGUGGUGAUCAUCAGCAUUGAUCAUCACCUUCACACCCCCAUGUACUUUUUCUUUAGUAUGUUAUAUUCAGAAACCAUGUAUACACUAGUUAUUGUACCACGCAUGCUCUCUAGCCUCAUAGGCCCAAGCCAACCCAUUUCCUUGGCUGGCUGCGCCACCCAGAUGUUCUUUUUUAUCACUUUGGCCAUCAACAACUGCUUUCUGCUUACAGCAAUGGGGUAUGACCAGUAUGUAGCUAUUUGCAACCCCUUGAGGUACACAGUCAUCAUGAAUAAGAGAGUGUGUGCCCAACUAGUGUGGGGUACCUAUAGUAUCGGGCUGCUUGUGGCCAUAAUUCAGAUUUCCUUUGUGUUCAGACUGCCCUUUUGUGACAGAGAAGUGGCUCAUUAUUUCUGUGACAUUCGCCCAGUGAUGAAACUGUCCUGUGAUGACACUGCUCUACAUGAUAUAAUUAACUUCAUUGUCAGUUCACUGGUUAUUGUGGUACCCAUGGGUUUGGUCUUCAUUUCAUACAUUCUCAUCAUCUCUGCUAUCCUCAAGAUUGCUUCUGCUGAGGGCCGGAAGAAGGCUUUUGUAACUUGUGUCUCCCACCUCACAGUGGUCAUUAUCCACUACGGCUGUGCCUCCAUUGCCUACCUCAAACCCAAAUCAGAAAACACAAAGGAUCAGGACCAACUGAUAUCAGUGACUUAUACAGUUUUUACUCCACUCCUUAAUCCUGUCAUGUACACUCUGAGGAACAAAGAGGUUAAGGAUGCCCUUAACCAUGCUAUUGGCAAAAAACUUCUUGCUUAG
Orycteropus afer afer is the source of this 930-nucleotide messenger RNA. RefSeq names its product olfactory receptor 10J1-like. Gene Ontology annotation, molecular function: G protein-coupled receptor activity; olfactory receptor activity. Gene Ontology annotation, biological process: G protein-coupled receptor signaling pathway. Lineage: Eukaryota; Metazoa; Chordata; Mammalia; Tubulidentata; Orycteropodidae. Gene Ontology annotation, cellular component: membrane. The record is from RefSeq and is a predicted model, not a curated record.